Mauremys reevesii (Reeves's turtle) is the source of this 2204-nucleotide messenger RNA. RefSeq names its product fibroblast growth factor 11 (gene FGF11). Gene Ontology annotation, cellular component: cytoplasm. Gene Ontology annotation, biological process: cell differentiation; positive regulation of cell population proliferation; positive regulation of gene expression. NCBI's taxonomy places the organism in Eukaryota, Metazoa, Chordata, Testudines, Geoemydidae. The transcript is spliced from 5 exons. Gene Ontology annotation, molecular function: fibroblast growth factor receptor binding; growth factor activity. The record is from RefSeq and is a predicted model, not a curated record. The coding region runs from base 235 to 957 and encodes 240 amino acids.
GACUACCCCUGAUUGGGGCAGGGAGGCCGGAGGAGACGCUUGGCUUUAUUAAGCUCCCGGCCGAUCUGUUGGAAAGGAGAGAGAGAAACCAGCGACCCCCCACCCGGGGCUAAAUUCGCCCCUAGCCGGAUUAAUCUAGGUGGGGUGGGUAUAAUCCCCCGCAUGGCUCGGCUCUUCGGGGGGAUGAGCGCGGCGUGAAACCCCCCCGAGCGGGGCACCGGCCGGCCGAGGACCAUGGCGGCGCUGGCCAGCUCCUUGAUCCGGCAGAAGCGGGAGAUCCGGGAACCCGUCGCCAGCCGCCCCGUGGCCCCCCAGAGGAAGGUCUGCCCCCGCGGCACCAAGUCCCUCUGCCAGAAGCAGCUGCUCAUUUUAAUCUCCAAGGUCCGGCUCUGCGGCGGGCGGAAAGGCCGGCUGGAAAAAACACCUGAGCCGCAGCUGAAAGGCAUCGUGACCAAGCUCCUCUGCAGACACGGGUUCUACCUCCGCCUGCACCCGGACGGGAGCAUCGACGGGACGAAAGAAGACGCCAACAGCUUCACUCUCUUUAACCUGAUCCCCGUGGGCCUGCGCGUGGUCGCCAUCCAGGGUACCAAGUCGGGGCAGUAUAUCGCCAUGAACGCAGAGGGCUACCUCUAUACCUCCGCUCACUUCACCGCCGAGUGCCGGUUCAAGGAGUGUGUCUUCGAGAACUACUACGUCACGUACUCCUCCACCCUGUACCGCCAGCGCGAAUCCGGCCGCUCCUGGUACCUGGGCAUCAACAAGGAAGGGCAGCCCAUGAAGGGAAACCGAGUCAAGAAGACCAAAGCCGCCGCCCACUUCCUGCCCAAGCUAUUGGAAGUGGCCAUGUACCGCGAGCCGUCGCUCCAUAACGUGGUGGACCCCUCGGCGCCCCAGAAAUCAGACGAGGCCGGGGCCCCCAGCAAAGAGACAGCCAAGCCCCGCAAGGCGACGUAACCCCGAGGGCGGGGAGGGGCGUCGGCGCCGCUCCAGCAGCGCCCCUCCCUCGCACGGUCCCGCUCUGCCCCCUUCUGCUCAGGACGCCUGCCUACCUACAUUCAACCUCUGGACCUCAGAAAAAAAAAUGCCAUCGAGGGUGUAAUACCCUUUGCCACCACUGGGAGGGCGACAUUGCCCUGCUGGAGAAAUAAUUUGGGGGGUGUGUGUAUAUAUCUAUAUCUAUACGGUCUUCCAUGCCAGCUGAGGGCAUGAUUCCUUGUUGCGCCAACAAGGAAUUGACAUUGGGAAAGGUUCUGGUCUAUGCCAGCUUCCUUUGCAGCAAUAAGGGCGCGAUGCCUUUUCCCGCCAGCGGAGGGCGACGUUGGGAAAGCGUCUGAUUGCCGCAAUAAGGGCGCGAUGCCUUUUCCCGCCAGCGGAGGGCGACGUUGGGAAAGCGUCUGAUUGCCGCAAUAAGGGCGCGAUGCCUUUUCCCGCCAGCGGAGGGCGACAUUGGGACAGCGUCUGAUUGCCGCAAUAAGGGCGCGAUGCUUUUUCCCGCCAGCGGAGGGCGACAUUGGGACAGCGUCUGAUUGCCGCAAGAAGAGCGCGAUGCUUUUUCUCGCCAGCGGAGGGCGACAUUGGGAAAGCCUGUUCGAAACAUCCCCUUCCAUGGCCCAGCGGACGAUAACGCUUUUCGACCGCUGGGGCGCAGCGGGAAAGGAUGUUCUGGGCGAGAUCUUCCCUUUGCAAUAAUAAUAAGAAUAAUAAUAAUAAAUUGGGUCUCCUGCCCUCUUCCGGCGGAGGGCGGAGACACUGGGCCGUCGCCCCCUGGCGUGAGACCACCGAGUGGCGACACGGUCACGUUGGGAGAGACUAUUACCUACGCCAUUUUCCCUUGCAAUAAAAAGACGGCGUCUUCCUCUUUCCCGCCAGCAGGGGGUGACAUUGUCACACUGGGGAGGGGACAGAUGGUUCUUGUUGAUACCGUUUCUCCCCACUAGGUGUCAACCCGGUCGCAGCAGGAGAGAGGGUCCCAGACGUCACCGGGGCGUGGUACCUUCUUUGACCACCAGGGGGUGACAUUGUCACAAGGGGGGAGGGGAAGAGAGCCGGCGGUUCCAGAUUUCUUCGCCGUUUCCAUGGAAAUGAGAAGCCAAUCCGGGGGGGGGGGGAAAUGAGGGGCGACCGGGAACUCCGCCCCCCUUUUCCCGCCGGCGCCAACAUGCCAAAUACUGUAGGACGCAGCCCUGCAACAACAGGAGCCA